This is a messenger RNA of Ogataea angusta, 1899 nucleotides long. RefSeq lists its product as uncharacterized. Gene Ontology annotation, molecular function: ATP binding; protein kinase activity. Bases 1 to 1899 code for a protein of 632 amino acids. The record is from RefSeq and is a predicted model, not a curated record. Gene Ontology annotation, cellular component: nucleus. Gene Ontology annotation, biological process: protein phosphorylation. The transcript has a single exon. NCBI's taxonomy places the organism in Eukaryota, Fungi, Ascomycota, Pichiomycetes, Pichiales, Pichiaceae.
AUGUUAACUGCUAACAAUUACAAAAGGAAGAGGCCAAGACUCUCUUCCACACAACUAGUCUCGUCCAAAGGCUCUGAGGGUCCGUCCCACAGCGCUUACAAGAAGAACCAUCAGCAGUACUCCACUGGAGCAUCUUAUACUGACCAAGAGGUCAUCAAUCUUGACUCGGAAGCCGAAGAUUACAUCUUCAAAGACAGCGACGGGAUGGACGAUUAUUUGGGUCUCGACGAACCCGAUAUGAACUUGAUGAAUGGUACUGACAGCGAUUCUGGUUUGAUCAGCAGGGAUAGUUCCCGUCCCAGAAACUCUUUCUCCUCUUACUAUAAUACGAACAAUAUUAAGAUCGCUAGCCUAAAAUUAUCUGGUUCCUCAACAUCAAGUGGUCCCCGAAUUAAGAAGAAGAGAACUAAGUCACUUCCUCAACUCUCGUAUUCCAAGCUCAAUUAUCAGCCAAAUUUCGAUAAGAAAUCAGUCCAGGAGAAGAUUGGAGAUGUGAAGACUACGCUGAUACAGCACCAAUUCACAAAUUAUACUUACAACACGCCAAAGUCUGUGAGUAGAAAGCUAUCAUUCAAUGCUGAUGCCCCUUUGAAUUUGAGUACAUUCAAUCAACAUAGCAGCAACUCGUCGUCCGAUUCAUAUGAUUCCGCAAAUACUUCGGCAACUUCGAUUGAGGAUACCCCUUGUGACGAUAAGGAUGGUCAUUACAUUAUAGUGCCAGGAGCAUCGUUUGCCAAUGACCGAUUUCAAAUCCAAUCAUUACUUGGCCAAGGUACAUUCGGUAAGGUAAUCAAAGCCCACGACAAAUACAAUAACUGUUCAGUGGCAAUCAAGAUAAUACGUGCCAUUCCAAAAUACAGAGAAGCCUCAAAGGUUGAAUUGCGAGUACUCACGAUGUUGAAGAAGCAUGACCCGGAAAACGAGAACCAAUGUAUUCACUUGAGGGAAUGUUUCGAUUAUAGAGGUCACAUUUGCAUUGUCACUGAUAUCCUGAAGAUAUCUCUUUAUGACUUUCUAGAGAGAAACCAAUUUCUUCCUUUCCCUGGUUCUCACAUACAAGCUGUUGCAAAACAGCUAUUAAGGUCGGUUGCAUUUUUGCAUGAUUUGAAUUUGAUCCACACCGAUCUCAAACCGGAAAACAUCUUGCUCAAAGACGAUUCUUACACGAGGAAACCAUAUCUAAAGCCAAACGGAAGUUCAAGCUCAUUAACAUAUAGAAAUAUUCUGAAUGACCCAAAGAUCUACACAAUUGAUUUCGGAUCUGCCAUUUUUGAAGAUGAGUAUCACUCUUCAGUGGUGUCAACUCGACAUUAUCGUGCACCUGAAAUCAUUCUGGGAAUAGGAUGGUCAUACCCAUGCGAUCUCUGGUCUGUGGCUUGUAUCUUGGUGGAAUUAGUGACUGGUGAUGCUCUGUUCAAAACUCACGAGAAUGCUCAGCAUUUAGCUAUGAUGGAGCGGACUCUUGGUGAACCUGUGGAUCUCAAACUUGUGAGGAAAUGUUUCAGUCAGUAUUACUACAACUCUUCCUCGCGUCGCAAGUCGACAUCAAACUCCGAUUGUAUCGCGAACUGUUUUUCAAAGACUACAGGAAAACUCUUGUUCCCAACACCGCAAACUCCUAUGAAGCUGAUUGACGAAGUUGAGAGGCUUCCAACGCUUGCUGAUCUGAUCGGCUCGAAGGUUGGUCUUCCGUUUGACAUGAAGUCGUCUUUGAAAGAGUCAAUUGCAAAGUACAACAUCUCGAAAAAACAGUAUGACGAGUAUGAAUUUUGGUAUUGGUUUAUUGACUUGCUCAAACAUCUCUUCACAUUUGAUCCGGAGAAACGUAUAACUGCAAUGGAUGCUCUUGGUCAUAAUUGGUUCAAUCACGGUAUUUUGGAUGAUGGCACUUGUUCAUGA